AUGACGCUUGAGAUGUAUGUCAUUUGGUCCAGUACAGGCCUUUUGCGGUGGGAUCAAGGGGACAAUCUCUGCUCAAUUAGUUUGCGAAUGCAUGAUACUGAGUACAUCUUCACAGCAGUAUAUCUGCAUCCGUCCCGCCUGGUGGGGGAGAGGAGGGCAGCCUAUGAAGAGAUCGAGAAGCUUCGACGGCAGUUUCCUCCCGGAAGCCAAGAAGUGUGUGCGGGCGAUUGGAAAUCCCAUACUGGAUUGGACUUUGUGGGCGACCAAGUACACACAGGUCAGCACAUGCUCCAUACGCCAACAACAAUGGGUGGUCGGGUCCACAAGGCCUGGCUACACACAACAUCACUAUGCAUGAUUGACUCUUUUCGUCCAGCCGCCCGUCGUGCGACGUGGCGACACAACGUCACAGGACAGUUGUACGAACUGGACUUUUGCUGUGUGUCGCAAGCGAUUCGUAAGCAAUUUCAGGCUACUUGCACGUUCGCCUGUUCAAUUACGGAUCACUGGGGCAAGCAAGUGGUAGUGCACCUCUCAUCCCAUGAGAAAGCUCGGCGUCGUAGCGAGCGCCGGGACCGUUUUCAGCACUAUGAGAGGUGUCGCCAGUUGGCGCAGCAGAAAGGCCAACUUCGGGUGCAAGACAUGCGUGGGCCCACGGUGGCGGCGGGGCACAGGCGUGCUGAGUUUGGCAAGCUGGUCGAGUCCGAGUUGACCGCCCUUCAGUUGCCUCUUCCUGUAGCUGAUCAUGAUGAACUGCAAAACCAAGACGUUACGGUUGAUGUGGAGAUCUACACGGAUGGUUCGUUUGGGGAGCGUGGCUCUACUGUGGCAGGAUGGGGACUCUACGUCCGGCGAGGUACUCACAGCGAGUCAUAUUAUGCUCCAGUCAAGACGGAGGCCGCGUCGUUCUUGUACCAUGGUGCAUGCGGCCACUCAAACAACGUAGGUGAGCUGGAGGCAAUUGGGAUGGCCUUCAAGUGGGCACGCAAACAUUGCGACCCAGGAAUGAAGUUGUGUGUUCUCUACGACAGCCAGUACGCGGCCAAUGCGGUGCAGCAAAAGCAGGAAGCUCGCACCAACCUUGAGCUCAUUCAGUGGGUCAUGUCAGUCUUUGGGACGAUUCAUGGAGCGCACCUUCGUGUCUACGUGGAGAAGUUGCAAGCUUGCUACAACCUCAACCGCGAGCCCUGGUUCUGGCAACCGCGAGAGGCCGUAGUCGAGCCUCCCUUGGUGGCUUGGGACCAGUUGGCACACAUUGUGGUGGGUGCCGCUGAGCGUGUGGUGGGCCGUAAGCGCCCAGCGCAGCUUGGUGCUCCGUAUAGCCAUGAGGAUUUGGAGGCCAUCCAUCAAUUGCGUGAGGAUCUUACUGCAUUGUGGAACCGGGUUCGUUUGGAGGAGGAUGAAGAGCAGCGGCGUGUACUCAAACUUUCGCACCGUCAACUGCAACGUCAGCUACAGCGAUUUCGGCGUCAGGCUCGCGGGAGGUUUGUUCAGAGCAUCUGUCGUGAAGCCGAGGAGAGCAUGCAUUCUCAUGACACUGGCAAGUUCUAUCGAACCUUAAAGAAAUUAGGCAUUCACUUGUCCGAGCACAGCAAUGAGGGCAAGGUGGAACACGGCCUUAAGGAGCUCCGAGAACAUUGUCAAAAUGUGAGUGGCAAUGUCAAGACUGUCAAGGAAGAUGUGCUCCACGAUGUUCCCUUUCGGCAGGUGGAACAAUGGCUGGGGGACACUCCGAGCAGUCAGGAAAUCCGCGUGGCCAUGUCCAAAGUUAGGGACUGUGCGUCUGGAUGGGAUGAGGUCACGGCGGGCAUGCUUCGCUGGUCGGGGCCCAUGGCCAGGCAGUGUGUCGUUUCGUUAGUGCAGUAUCUUUGGAAUGCUCCUCCUGCGCAGUGGGAACGUAGCAUCAAGACGGGCAUUGGGGUGUACAUGUACAAGAACAAAGGCAGGGAGUAUUGUGACGAGUUCAACAUGGCGGUCGGAUUUCGAGAAGGUUGUCCUAGUAGCCCUGUUUGCUUCUCUGUCUUUCACAACUUUGCCAUUCGUGGUUUUCUUCAACUUCGCAAAAAGCACGGGGAUGAAGGACUGCGCCUGAGUAUCAAGCCGGGUGGCCCCUUGAACACACGCAAGGCCCUCUCCAAAAAGCCGGAACAUGAUGAAGUCAUGCGCUUAUUGGCGGUUCUGUUUGCUGACGAUACCACGGGGCUCACAAGAUUGUCACAUUUGGACGCCUUUGAGAAAGACAUGCAGGACGCCCUGGAGUUGUAUGAGGAAAAAUUACAUCCCGGUAAAACACAUCGGCUGCGUGCAGGUCAUCUCCCUGGCCCACGCAGCAAGUUCGAUGAUGCGGUCCGCUUCCUCGGGGUUUGGUUGCAAUGGGAUGGAGGCCACGACAGAGAUACUCAUGAGCGGUUGACCGCGGCGAGUCGUGUUUGGGGCCAGCUCUCCAGGCAACUGCCGCGGCUUGGGCUUGCGGUCUGGCAGAAAGGUCAGGUGGUUAAUGCCACUGUUGUCAACUGUCUGCUGUUUGGGUGUGAGCGACGUACUUACACGAGCAAGCAGCUGUCCAAGUUUCAGAGCUUUCUCAACCGUAUUACUUUCUUGAUCUGUGGACAGAGACGACGCACAAUGUCCGAUGACCAGCUUACGCUGGCAGAUCUGAGGAAGAAAUGUGGUAUUUUGCCUGUCAGACAUGUCAUCGAAACGCGUCAGCUACAGUACUUGGGUCAUCUGGCUCGCCUACCCCCAGAGCGAUUAGAACGGCAGGCACUAUGGAGUUCGCUGUGGCCUGAAGCGGAGUGGAAGGGCAAGAAAACAGGCCCUACUCUGCGUCAGGCGUACUGGCGGCUCCUUCGACAAAUCAUGGCGUUUUCCUCGGUGCCAGCAUUUGCUUGGUCCCAGCGUUGGAUCGAUGUGGCGGCCGAGCAGGACGGAACGACGUGGAGGCGCAUGUUACGUUCUUGGGAUAAGCAGUUCCGUGCCAAUGAGAAGCAGUACGAGUGGGCCAACAAGCAUGCCACAGGGGCCGUUUUGCAACCGGACGGUUACAUGUCAGUGCUUGUGAGAAACUGCCUGAAGAGGUUCGUCGUCAAAGAGCAGUACAACGUGAGCAGCGAUGCCAAAAGCAGCAGGAAGCCCGUCAGGACUCAGAGGAAGGCGCCUUUCAUUGUCCGCAUUGUCACACGAGUUUUCCAGUGGCAAAAGCGAAGGGGAGACAUUCUGUCACAUGUCAGCAGCGCAGACAGGCAGCGGGCGUACACUGCCUCACAGAACGGUGGCAGCAACAAGAGGGCCCGAGCUCCGGAUGGGACAGCACAGAUGCCAGGCUCAAGCAGCAGCGGCGAUGCGGAGCUGAUCAAUCAGUUGCUGCGGUCUCACCUCCUUCAGGACAAUCUUGUACGCGAGGCCACCAAUGCUACCAAGCUUUGCUUGCUCGUCAAAGCACCGGAAGACCAGGAGGCGAUCAGUGGUCUCUUGGAGAGCUACCACGCCAAGCAGCGCGAAGUCCAGCUGACGCCAGAGCAACGCCGCAAGGGCGAGGCUGCCAAGCCUCACGAGUGGGGGCCUCGCAAGGUGUUCCUCUUCACAGCAGUGAUGGACCGCCUCAUGCAGCAGUACGGCGAGGGUACUCUGAAGACGACCAUGGAGUGCUUCAAGGCAAUGGACCCAGCAGAUCUAGAUUUUUCUUGGCGGACUUUGGCCCUGUCUUUGCCACGCCGAAGACAGACAGGGGAGCUCUCCCGCUCCAAGAAUCAGCAGUGGCUCUUGGAGCCGAUGAGGCAGGCCCAGACUCAGCUCACACGCGACCUUUGGGACCAGCUCAAGCAGCGUGCUCCUCAGCGUUUCUGUCGUCGCAGAGAAGAAGUUUGGUCGGCUUUUCUGGUGACUCAAGCAUUUUCCUAUCUGGCGGGGCCUCUCCUUUCUGUCAUACGCAGUUUGGCUUUCGCCUGGGUGGUGGAUGGUGCUUUGUUCUCCGAUACCACAUUUUUGGUGCACGAAUGGUGGGCAUCUGUCAUAAUCAGGGCUAACUUGACUGCAGUCGGAUGGUUGUGCAUUUGCAGAUUUUUGCGACAACAAGACGGCGUGACCGCUGGUAGCUGGGUCAACAUCCUGGCUGCCAAACGUUCCACCUGGGCAACGUUCAGCCCGUGGGCGGGGUCCGUCUUCGCUGAACACUUGCAGCGCCGCAGGUGGGCCGACCUCAUCGGCGAACACACCACCUUCAACAGCAUGUUCUUUCAGGACUCGCUCCGACGCGACGUUGACGUCCUGGGCCAACACUGUGGGGAGCGUCGUGCGGAAAGUGAGCGUGGGGACCGUCGAGGUGACCGGCGGGAAGACGACCAAGCGUCAGUCUCUGAGCGUCUCGACGUACUGGAGUCCAGACUCGAGUCCACUGCCGCCCUUGCCUCUGCCACUGCCUACCGUGUCCGUAACGAGAGCUCGCGACGUUCGUUGGUCUACUUCGUGCAGGGGGACCUCAAAGCUCGUUUGUUGCAAGUGCACACCGAGUUUCUCGACUACGUCAAAAGUGCUGUUGGCGCUGGUCCUAGCUCUGCUAACGUCCAGGAGGCUUUGUUGCCGCGGCUCGACACGGAGGGUAAAGCGUGGCCGGUAGUUUUGGUCUUCCGCAGCUCCGAGGCUGGACAAGCCACCAGGGAACACUGGCUUCUUGACCAGUUCCGGCCGUGCCUCGGCAAGGCACGAACUUGGGUACGGCCCGCGCGGUACAUGGCGGCCGGGGUUCAUCGUAAGGUCGCGGAGUUCCUGCCUCAGAAGGGUGGAGGGCGUGGGAAGGGCCGACGGUCGCCGAAGCGAGAGCCCGAAGCCCCAGAGCGAAUCGGGCGCUCCAAGGAGCCUAAACGCUGA
Messenger RNA from Symbiodinium sp. CCMP2592, 4866 nucleotides. The record is from the annotation of a GenBank genome assembly. Lineage: Eukaryota; Dinophyceae; Suessiales; Symbiodiniaceae.